This is a messenger RNA of Mirounga angustirostris (Northern elephant seal), 6939 nucleotides long. It is a transcript of the gene KCNN4, whose product is annotated as potassium calcium-activated channel subfamily N member 4. The transcript is spliced from 8 exons. NCBI's taxonomy places the organism in Eukaryota, Metazoa, Chordata, Mammalia, Carnivora, Phocidae. The record is from RefSeq and is a predicted model, not a curated record. Bases 3124 to 4311 code for a protein of 395 amino acids. Gene Ontology annotation, cellular component: neuron projection; plasma membrane; neuronal cell body. Gene Ontology annotation, molecular function: calmodulin binding; intermediate conductance calcium-activated potassium channel activity; small conductance calcium-activated potassium channel activity. Gene Ontology annotation, biological process: potassium ion transmembrane transport.
UUCCCACUGUGACCCCAUUGCUGCCCACCCUGGCCUCUCCCAUGGCCGCCUUCACUCCGUUUUUCUCUCUUAGUUGUGGUCUCUUUGGAGAUGAAACUUCUGUCUGCUCUAACUUCCAUGUCCUGAUCUGGGCGUCUGCUUUCCCUUCACCUCCAUGUCUCCUCUCUCCACCUCUUUGAUUUUUUCAAAUUCUCUCCCCCUCUCAGUCUCUCUCCCCGCCUGGCUGGACCCCUCGGGGUCUCUCUGAUUGCUCCCCCUGCCCCAUCAGUUUUCACUAGGCCCCGCACUGAGGAUCGGUGGCUCAGGGGCUGGGUCUGGAGGUCUCCGUUCCGAGGCCUCUGACUCGGGCAGCCGCAGCCUGUGUCUCUGGCCUCUUGCCCCUGAGUGGGGCUGGUGGAACCCGAAAGGGCAAGGCUGCCCCCAGCUGCGCUGGUGGACGGAAGAGAGCAACUGAGGCAGAGACAAGCAUGGAGAGGUCCAGAGAGAGGCAGAACCAGAGACAGAGAGACAGAGAGAGGCCCAAAGGGAGGUCGGGAGGCAGGGAGACAGGGAGGCAGAGAAACUGAGUCAUAGGCAGAGACACAGAGAGCACAGAGAUGGAGAUAGAGGGAUGGUUACAGGGAGAGAGCAUGAAAUAGAAAAACAGGGGGACACAAAGAUGGAGACAGAGACAGAGAUGCUAAGAGAGGCACAGAGACACAAAGAGGCUGAGAGACACAGAGCCAGAGAGAGAGAAAUGGCAACAGACACAUGGAUGGAGAGAGUCAGAGAUACUGAGAGACAGAACCGGAAGAGACAGAGGUCAAGAAACAGGGGAGAGGACAGGAGAGACAGGCAAAGGCAGAGACAGAGGCUUCCAGAGCAGGAGAGACUGAGGGAGGAGGGAGGUAAGGCCCGAGAACCCGAGAGGGAGGAGGAGAGGAGCAGAGAGACCCCUGCCAGGCCACAGGGGUGGCAGGUAGCAGGGGGGGCCCCCGGCGGUAGCGUUUGCUCCCAGCGGGCACGUGCAUGGUGUCUGGGUGUGCGCGGCUGUGUCUCCACACUCUCCCCGCUCUCCCCCCGCGUCUCACCCAGAGUGGGAACCACACGUGUGCCAUGGAGCGGGCGGAGCACCCGCACGCGUGGUGUUUUCGUCGCCGGGCGUGUCUGCGUGGGUUGUGUUGGUGCGUUGCCAGGCAUGUCUGUGCGUGAGUGUCUCGUUUCCCCGUGGCUGGCGGGUCCACGUUCCUGCAUGACAGAUGACACGCGAGGGAGAAGGGUUGUGUCUGCGAGUUCCCUCUCCAGUGGGACCCGCGGGGCCGCCGGCUGGGUCUCGGAGGUCAAUGUGUGCAGGUGUUUUGUGUCACCAGGCCGGUGUCUCCCCAGGGUUUGGAUCUGUUUCCCGACGUCCGGGACACCGUACGUGCUGCUGCAUGCAGUGACAGUCCACGUUGCGGGUCACCCUGGGAGUCGCGGUGCAUCACCCUGCACUGCAUUUGCUGUUCCGUAUGUCACUGUGUGUUGUGUCUCUGUAUGUGCAUUGUGCAUGUCAAGGUGAGCUAUCAUUCAGAGAUGUGACCCUGUGUGUCACACCCAGGGGUGUGUCCAUUUGGGCGGGCUCUCCUUUCCCUGCCGAGAACACAGCCUGGGUGCCCACACUCGAGAGCAUGCUGUGUUUGUGUGGCUGUGUAUUACACCGCACCGGAGGGUGUCCCCUGGGGGUUGGGUGUGGUGUUGUUGCAGGCCCAGGUGUUGGCUGUGUCAGUGGGUCACACCUGACGUUUUAUGUGAUCCGUGGUGUUCAGAAAAGGUUGUGUUGGGAAAAACUGUGGCAGCGUGUUUUCUGUCACUCUGUGUUUGUGCGUUGGAGUAGAUGGUGUGCCGGGCCGUGGGUGGGCGUGGUUCGGAUGUGGUUUGUCAGUCAGAGGAGAUGAUGCAUUUGGGCAUCAGGGUCCAUGUAGCCUGAGCCCCCUCCCCAACCCCUGGGGUACCAUUCUGGGUCGUGUCCCUGGGAUGCACCAAAAUAGAUCAGAAUGUCUUACUUUGUGCUGUUUGGGUUUCUGUAUGUGUCGCUGUGCAUUGUGGGUCUCUGCACGUGUCCGUUCACACUGUUCUGACCAUAUGUUGGAGGGCUCUGGAUGUGGGGCGUGUUGCAUGUCGUGGUGAGUCUGUAUGUACCGCCAAUCGUAUAUAUUUGACUUGCCAUGUGCCACAAUGUGUCUCCGCGUGCAUUUCUCUAUGUGCUGGGUGCUCGAGGGCUGCCAUGGCGUGUCCCCAAACGUUGUGUGUCUGCACAUGUCAGCUACCAUUCCACGGGUGUAUCACGUUGGGACGCUGUUAGCGCCUGGUCCAUACAGGUAUGCUGAGUGCAGCAUGUGGGUGUCACUAAGUAGAAUGUUGUGUGUCCGCGGAACCACUGGUAUGUGUUGUGCUAAUGCAGCAAUAGAGUCUGGGGGUGGCUGUUUGUGCAAGAAGAUGUUGUAACAGUUACAAACGCAGUCUCUGUGCCUGUGUGUGGACAGUUUGGGUGGUCAUGGGCGCCCCGGGGCACUGCCUGCCGUGCUGAGUGCCGGCAUGUGUCACACCAUCCGUGUGGUGUCUGGGUGUGGCUGUGGGUUGCAGAGCUCAUCGGGAGUUGUGAGUCACUCACUGUAGGUUGUGUUGUGUGCCCCGCGUGUGUUCGGUUCCGUCUCUGGCCGUGCUGUGUGUGAGGGUUUAUCCCCCCCCCCCCCCCCCCCCCCCCCGUGUCUUGCGGUGUCUGGGUGUGGCUGAGUUUAGGUGUGUGUUACAAAGCGCAGACCGUUGUGUGUGACGCAAUCUAUUGUGUGCCAGUGUGUGUCUUUAUCCACGUGGAUGCACGCCUCUUCCUUGCUCUGCCCCAGGACACACCCCAGUCCCUCCUUAGGCUGAGAAGGGAGGUUGGGGAGCCUCCCCUCUGCCCAAGGGCCACGCCAGCCCCUCCCUGCCCUGCCCAGCCGUCACCACCCCCCGAGGGCACAGACUCCUCUGUGCCUCAAAGCAAGAGCCCCAGAGUGAGGAGCAGAGCAGGCCAAGGACCUGCAAGCCACAGUGGCUGCCCUUUGUGUGCUGCGAGGUGGGGGACCCUGGGCAGGAAGCUGGCUGAGCCCCAAGACGGCAGGGGCCAUGGGCGGGGAGCUGGUGCCAGGCCUGGGGGCCCUGCAGAGGCGCAAGCAGCUGCUGGAGCAGGAGAAGUGGCUGGCUGGCUGGGCCCUAGUGCUGGCGGGAACUGGCGUCGGACUCAUGGUACUACACGCGGAGAUGCUAUGGUUCGGAGGGUGCCCGUUGUUCAUGACCGACAACGGGCUCCGGGACUGGCGCGUGGCGCUGACCGGGCGGCAGGCGGCGCAGAUCGUGCUGGAGCUGGUUGUGUGCGGGCUGCACCCAACGCCGGUGCGGGGUCCGCCGUGCGCCCAGGGUUUGGGGUCCCGGCCCAAUGCGACGCAGUCCUGGCCGGGCUUCCUGGAUGAGGGCGAGGCACUGCUGUCGCUGGUCAUGCUGCUGCGCCUCUACCUGGUGCCCCGCGCCGUCCUCCUGCGCAGCGGCGUCUUGCUCAACGCGUCCUACCGCAGCAUCGGCGCCCUCAACCAGGUCCGCUUCCGCCACUGGUUCGUGGCCAAGCUGUACAUGAACACGCACCCCGGCCGCCUGCUGCUCUGCCUCACACUUGGCCUCUGGCUCACCACCGCCUGGGUGCUGUCGGUGGCCGAGAGGCAGGCCGUUAAUGCCACCGGACACCUUUCAGACACACUGUGGCUGAUCCCCAUCACAUUCCUGACCAUUGGCUAUGGAGACGUGGUGCCAGGCACCGUGUGGGGCAAGAUUGUUUGUCUCUACACUGGAGUCAUGGGGGUCUGCUGCACAGCCCUGCUGGUGGCUGUGGUGGCCCGGAAGCUGGAGUUUAAUAAGGCAGAGAAGCAUGUGCACAACUUCAUGAUGGACAUCCAGUACACCAAGGAGAUGAAGGAAUCAGCUGCCCGAGUGCUGCAAGAGGCCUGGAUGUUUUACAAACACACGCGCAGGAAGGACCGUGGGGCCGCCCGCAAGCACCAGCGCAGGCUGCUGGCUGCCAUCAACAGGUUCCGCCAGGUGCGGCUGAAACACAGAAAGCUCCGGGAACAAGUGAACUCCAUGGUGGACAUCUCCAAGAUGCACAUGAUCCUGUGUGACUUGCAGCUGGGUCUGAGCAGCUCACAUCAGGCCCUGGAGAAGCGGAUGGAUGCACUGGCAGGGAAGCUGGACACCCUGACUGAGCUGCUUAGCACUGCCCUGGGGUCGAGGCAGCUUCCAGAACCAAGCCAGGAGGCCACGUAGCUGGACCCAUGGAGGAAGAACCAAGCUACUUUCCCCAGGACUGAGGUGGAGGACAUUGUCCCUGCUACUCCUGACCCAGCCCUAUGAAUAAAGCACCUCAAGUGCAAGGACCAAAGGGGCCCCACCUUAGGGUGGGCUCACUCACUGAUGGCUGCUGGAGACGACACUGGCUCAAGGAGAAAGGCUGUGGCCACACACACACACACCCAAACCCCUGCCCCAAAUGGGAAAAUGGUCACUACUACCCCAUAUACCCUGGACAAAACAUCCUUACUAUGCUGCUAUGGAUGACCUCCAGCUUUCAGUUAGAAGUGGAGAUGCCUGGGGGCUGAGACUCCUGGGUCCCAGAGGAGGAGGGGGCUGAGACUCCAGGGUCCCAGAGUCCAGGAUCCUGGGGUGCCUUAGUUACCACUGGAUAGCGGAGCUAAAGGAACCAGGCCUGAGGCUGAGGUGGCAGGAGGGAGCGCCCCCUGGUGGGACAGCAAGGAGGACACAGUUUUCCAGAGCUGCAGAGAAUAUCUGGUGGGGAGAAGGUGGGGCGGGGGGGGGGGAGCACAGCUCACCAGUCUCUGCUCUUAACUUUGUAAUAAAUGUUCAACAAAGCCAGAAGAAGCUGCUGUUUCUUUCUAAACAUAUGUAUAUUCCCAAUAGGCAGGUCAUCAAGCGGAAGGCCCUUGUCCUGUCCACUUCCCAAUCUACAAAGCAGACACCUCCUCUAAGUCCCCUCCCAGCUCUGUAGGCCAAGACGUCCUCAAUAGCGCGCCCCCCGCCCAGAUCUGAGGCUAGGAGCAAGGGCUUCAAAUCCAGGAUUUGGUUCAGGGUCCAAACCUAGCUCUGCCAUCCACCAGCUGUGUGACUUUGGGCAAGUGGCUUCACCUCACCUCUAAGAUGGGUUCCCAUGGAACUGCUGUGAAGACGGAAACAGAAGAGUGGCACAGGGGAUCGGGUAUUUUGUAAGAACCAAACACACGAGAUAGUUGAUCAUUUUUAUUAUUGCCAUUGAUUUUCAGACAACGCGUAGCUGCUUUCUUCUGCUGCCCUUUCCCCCCUACUCAUCUCACCAGAACCUAGAUGACUACUCAACAAGAACCCCAAACCAUCCCACAUACUCAUUUCAGUAUCUGCUAAGACUUAGACAAGAAAAGGGAAAAGGCUGGGACUUCUGGAGGUCCAACUGUGUGCUCCCUUUCUGUAAAUCACCACAACCACUUCCUGCCCUGCUUCACCCCAUUGUAAAGAUGCAGAAACUGAGGUUUCAAGAGGCGCCAGGUCUAGAGGCCAGGAAUCUGGCUGCAGGCCCCUGAUUUCACACCCUGCCUGCCCUGCGGCUAAGCCCUCCUUCUGCCCUGUCUGAGGUGAGUCAGAGGCAGAGUGGCCUUGGACCUCCAACCGAGGUUUCACUUCCCACAGCAGCUUCAUUCUACUUUGAGAGGCUGAUUCAUCCUUGCUUCCUUCGAUUUGCAGGGAAGCCCGGGCUGCGAGUCAUCCUUUUCUGCUGAGCUAUCUUUGGAUUUCCCUCCAUAUCCACAGCUAGCCUCAUGCUUCAGCCCUGAGAGCUAAACUGGGGCUUGUACCACCCACUGCCACAGACUGCCCUUCCUCUGGACGCCAGCCCACCUGGGAGUAAAGGAGACAGGAAUUAGAUGGGAUGUCUGAUGACAUUUCCAACACCCUCCCCCUGCAGGAAGCCCUCCUGUGUUGCCAGAUCCCCUACCAAACUCAUUCCUCCUAGUCACACUCCACUGCCCCCAGCACACUCCUUCAGGCCUCAGCUUGGAUGUCCCCUUCUCUAGGAAGCCCUUUCUGAAGCUCUCGCAGCCCCAUGAAUCUGUCUCUAUCACAAUAUUUUUUUUUUAAGAUUUUAUUUAUUUGACAGAGAGAGAGAGCACAAGCAGGGGGAGUGACAGAGGGAGAGGGAGAAGCAGGCCCCUUACUGAGCAGGAAGCCCGACGCGGGGCUCAAUCCCAGGACCCUGAGAUAAGGGCCUGAGCCGAGGGCAGAUGUUUAACAGACUGAGCCACCCAGGCGCCCCUCUAUCACAAUAUUUUUUGAGCCCAGCGCCUUGCUAAGUCCUUUAUAGAUGAAUGACCUCACAAAAUCUCUAAAAAGGAGGCAAAGUGGGUAUUGUGGCCCUGUUUUACAUACGAGGUAACUGAGGCAGAGAGAUUUAAGAAACCUGCCCACAGUCACAGUAGAGAUGGGGGAGCUGGGAUAUGACCCAGGCAGCCUGGCUCCAGAGCCCCCCACUUAGCCAAAAGGCCCAUCCAGAAACUCAGAGAUGACUGCACCAUAUUUUCAUGUUUGUUCUCUACUGUGUCUUCAAUGUCAAGGGCUGGCAUAUGCAGGGCCUCAGUGAAGAUCACUGAAUGAAAACACCAGCUACCUGGGGUGGCCCAAACUCCUCACCUUCUAUCACAGUGGUUUCUGUGAGACAAGGUAGGAACUGGGUAGAAGGGGCUCUUCACUAAGAAACUAAGAGAACACAUGAGAGAUCUCCUGCUCUGAAGUAUCUUGCCCCUGCCUACCCGCACCCAUUCCCCCAGGUGGCACAUGGGUCUUGAGACCCCCCCCUUCCAGCAGUUUCUGCACUUCCCCUCACAAAAUCAGCACUUCCUGAAGGCCCUGCAC